Messenger RNA from Plasmodium gallinaceum, 4623 nucleotides. Its product is annotated as tetratricopeptide repeat family protein, putative. The record is from RefSeq and is a predicted model, not a curated record. The transcript has 2 exons. The coding region runs from base 1 to 4623 and encodes 1540 amino acids. Gene Ontology annotation, cellular component: histone acetyltransferase complex. Gene Ontology annotation, molecular function: protein binding; histone H3 acetyltransferase activity. Gene Ontology annotation, biological process: chromatin remodeling; positive regulation of transcription by RNA polymerase II. Lineage: Eukaryota; Apicomplexa; Aconoidasida; Haemosporida; Plasmodiidae.
AUGAUAUAUAUUUUAGGAAAAGAGAGAUUAAUUAGCUUAAAUGAGGAUAACAUAAAUGAUGAAAAUUAUUUAUCAAUUAAAAGUAUUUUAAAAGAUGAAAAUGUAAGUAUUAAUAACUGGGUUGAAGUUAGUUUACUUUUUCAUAAAAAAAAUUAUUUUAAGUUGUUUUUAGACUUGAUAAAAGAAGGAGAAAUAUAUUUUAAUAAUAAUAAUGAUAACACAAAUUUUAAUAUAUUAUUAUUAAUAUAUAACUUAGAAAAGAUAGUAAAUAUAAAAAAUGCUAAUAAAGAAGAUGAACUGAAGAUAAAAGUAGAAAAUUUAAUGAAUCAAAUAGAAAAAAAAAAAACAGAAGCUAAUAACUUUGAAAAUAUCAAAGAUUAUUAUGAUUAUUUAUCACAUUUUUUAAUUAAAGGAAUAUAUAAUAUUAAUAUAUAUUUAUAUUUACUAAAUAAAUAUGAUAAUAAAAGUGGUAGUAAUUAUUUAUCGUCAUCACUUAAUAAUUCAUUAAAUUCAACAAAUUUAAAAGGAAAUAUUACUAAUGAAUAUAUUAAUCCUCUCAACUAUUUAAUUGAUAGUAUAAAUAUUUUUAUAUAUUUAUUAAAAAUAAAUAAUUAUGAUUUUGUUUCAUCAAUCUAUUUAUCAUUGGCUCUAUGUCUGAUGUAUAAAUUGGAUGUUUGUAUUGAAUUUUCUUCGUAUGCAUUGAUCAGAAUAAUGCAUUUUCAAAAUUUCUUAAAAAGUUUAUCUGAAAAAUAUAAAAAUUCUUAUUUAAGUAUCUAUGAUAAAUGUAAUAUAAAUAAUUGUAAAGAAGUAUCAAAAAGUGAUACACAUUUCACAAAUCUCCAAAAAAAUGAUAGUAACAAUGACAAUUAUGAUUGCAAUAAUUAUAAUUCUAAUACCGUUAAUAAUAAUAACAGUGAUAUUAAUAAUAAUUUAAAUAUUGAUAAUAUAUUAAAAUGCAUUAGAAUAAAAAACUUAUUAAAUAUAUUAAACAGUUUUAAAUCAAUAUUAAAAUAUAUCAUUGGAAUUUGUUAUGUAAAAAAAAAAAACUUUAGCUUUGCUUCAUUUUGUUUUACAUCCUCUUUAAAAAACGACAAUUAUUGUUCCUCUUAUUUAACAAAUUCAUGGUUAUUAUUAAUGAACUAUUUAAAUAAAAUUUCUCAAAACAAUGAUUUUAUAAAAAAUGAUCAUUACGACUUUUUAAAACAUUCUAAUAACUCUUCUGGAUUUCAUCAUUUUGAAAACUUAGAAAAUUAUGAAAGUGAUGAUUAUGAACAAAAUGUAAUAAAUUACGAAUCUUACUUAAAAAAUUCGAAUGAUAAAAAGGUAAGACAUUAUGAUUUUGAAAACAGGGAUAACACAGCAAAUGGUGGGAAUAUAGAGAACAAAAUAAAAAACUAUAAUACAGGGAAUCUUAAUAUAAAUGAAAAUAAAGAAAAUAUAUUAAGUAAUUAUAAUAUAAAAAAUAAUUUAAAAAAGAUACAUAUAAAAGAAAUUAUAAAACUAACUUUAUUUUAUUACUAUAGUUAUUUAGAAAAAGGGAUAAUAAAUUAUUCAAAAAACCUUAAUACAUUGUUGAAUUCUGAAGAAGCUUUUUUUAUUGAUAAAAAUGAUAUAUAUGAAUAUGAUGAAUCUAUUGAAUUAGUUAAUAAUGAAAAUAUGUUUAUAAAAAGCAAAUAUUACAAUGUAUUUUUAAAUAAUAAUAUGAUAUCUAUGUAUUUAGAUUUAUGUGAGAUAUGGUUGAUACUUGGUAGUAAUAAAUCUAUUAUUCUUUUGAAAAUUAUAAAAGAAAAAAUUAAUUUCAAUUAUGUUAAUAAGAAAUUUUUAAGUAAGUAUUAUUUUCUAAUAGGUAUGCAUUACCAUAUAAUAAAAAAUAUAAAAAAAUCGUUAAAAUAUUAUCAUAAGAGUUUUAUUAUUUAUAAAAAUAAUAUAAGUAGAUAUUAUUACACUAUAUGUUGUAUUUAUUUAAAAAAAUAUAACAAAGCAAAAAAGAAUUUAAUAUAUUUAUAUAAAAAAUGUAAAAAUGCUUAUAUAAUAAAAUUAUAUGUAUUCUUUUUUAUUCAUACAUCUAAUAUCUAUUUAAAUUAUAACCUUAUAAAUAAAAAUGAAAUUACGUCUAACUUAAAUGUAGAAAAGGGUGAUGAAAAUAGUAUUAUCACAAAAAAUGAAAGUGAGGUUCAAGAAAAAGAAAGCACUAAAAAUAUACACUAUAUUUUUAAUAAUAAAUUUUUAAAAAGUAAUAUAAAUAGUGAAAUGAAAAUAGUACUAAAAAUGUUACAUAAUAUGAUAGAUAUUUUAAAUAAUAAUGAAGAAAUGUUUCCAAAUGAUUUAGAUAUAAAAUUGAUGAAGUCCAAAAUUUAUGAAUUAUUAAUUACAAAAUAUAAUGACGAGAGUGUUGAUUUAUAUUUCAAGAUUUUACAUGAAACAAAUGAAGUAAAAAAUUUUUUUAAUAAAAAAAAUAAUUUCCCAAAAAUAUCUUAUGAAUUAAUUAAUAAUUAUAUAAUUUCCAUGUUCUAUUGUAAUAUGAAAGAAAAAAGUUUAGAAUUAAUGGAACUUUUAAAGUAUGAAAUUUUUAAUAAAUUAAAAAAAUUUAUUAAAUAUUACAAUGUAUUAUGUAAAGGGAAAAUCCAAAAAAAAAAAAAAAAUUUCCUAUAUAAAGAAGAAAAUUUCACUAAUAAUAAUGAGAAAAAAAGAGAGGAAAAAGAAAGUGAAAAUAGUUUUUUCAAAAAUGAUGAUAAUAAUAAUAAUAAUAAUAAUAAUAUAAAUAGUAAAAGAAAAUAUAAUCAUGAUGAUAUUAUAAGUAAAAGAAGAAAAAAUAAAGAUUAUCAUAAUAACAGUAUUAAUGAUUAUUAUAAUUAUAAUAAUGAAGAAUGUAAAAAUAUUUUAAACAAUGAUUAUUCACUAGUAGAAAAUAAAAAGAUAAAAGAGAGUGAUCAUAUAAAAAUAAUAAAUACAAAAAAAUUAAAAUACAUAAAUGCUAUAUUAAGAUCAAAUAGAAUAUAUGAGAUAAGAAAUAAUUUAACAUAUAAAAAAUCUGUAAAAGAAAUAUAUAUAAAAAGAGUAAAGAAAGAAAGAUACAAACAUAUUAUUAAUUAUUUAAAAAAAUUAUAUAUCACAAUAUGCUUCAAUAAUGCAAUGUUAUUAGAAUUAAUUGGUUAUAGAGAUAUUUCUAUUAAUAUAUAUAAAUUAUUUACGCAUAUAUAUGUAAAUUAUGAAUGUGCAUUUAUUAGACUAGCAAAAAUUUACAUUAAAGAUAAAAAUUACUCUAAAGCAAAAGAAGUUAUAGAUAAUGGAUUAAAAAAAAAUACGAAUUCUAUAAAUUUAUUUUUAUUAAAAUCAUAUUUACAUUUUAAAAGAAAACAUUAUGAUUAUAGUAUAUAUGCUUUAGAGAAAUUAAGAAAAAAUGAUUAUUGCAAAAAUAAUGUGCUUAUUAACACAUAUUUAGCUAUAAUUAAAUUUUUCAAACUAAAAGAAUGUAAAAACACAUUAGAAAAAAAUUAUUUAAUAAAUGACAUUUAUAAUGAAAUCAAAAUAUUAUUAGAAAAAAAAAAUAAUUUUUUUUUAGCUAAUUUAAUUUCCAUAUUACUAAGUGUAAAUCAUAAAUAUGAAUUAUCUUAUGAAUCACUUCAGUUGAUAAUAGAUUCGUAUGAUAAAUUAUCCUUUUAUUAUUUAGCUAGUUUAAGGAAUAUAGUUCUUCUUAUGUUUAAUAAUUUAAUUAAAAAUAAACAUUUAAUAAAUAAUAAAUUAUUUUUAAAUAAAUUAAAUGUAUAUUUUAAUUUAAGUUUAAAAAAUGGAAUAAAUGAUAAAAAAUUCUUUUUAUAUUAUUCUAAUUUUUUGCAUAUAUUAGAAAAAUAUGAUGAAUCCAUUAAUUUAUUGUAUUUUUGUUAUGUUAAAUGGCCAUAUGAUUUGUUAAUAUUAAACUCACUUAUUAUUUGUAUUGAUUCAUGUGUGUCAAAAUAUUUAAGUUAUGAAUAUGUUGAAUUAAAAAAUAUUAUUCUUAUGAAGGAUUUAAUUAAUUUUUCUUUUAUUGUCAUAUAUACAUUAUUAUAUUUUAAACAUUUUGCUACAACAUCUCAGCUUGUUGGAUCAGAUGAGUACUAUAAUUAUUACAAAGAAGAAGAUUAUAUAAUUGAAGUGAAAAAAAAAAGUAUUGAAAAUUUAGCUAGUAGAAAAUAUUUAAUUUCAACAUAUAAAAAAUUUGAAGAAAAAAUAAAACCAUAUAUUGAAAGUAGUCUUCCUGCAAUGCUUAAACAAAAAAAAAUGUAUCAUAUCAAAAAGAUAAGUAUACAAAAAAAAUUAUAUGAAGAAAAAAAAAGGAAAAAAAUGAAUUUUGAAAUGCAAAAAUUAAAAAGUCAAGAAAUUUUACAAGAAGAAUUAUUGAAUGAUGCAAAAGAAUUAACAAAUGAGAUAUAUGAACAAGAUAUAAGUGUAAAAGAACAAAAUCAAAUUGAAAAAGAUAAUCAAGACACUUAUUUGAAUAAUACAAAUACAAGUAUAAAGAAAAUAGCAAACGAUAUAGAAGAUAAAUGUUCUAAUAAAAUAGAAGAUUAUAAUUCUUCAUCAGGUAGCUCUGAUUUAUUUGAAGAAAAAAAUCCAUCUAAAAAAAGAAAAAAGGUCAUUGAUUAA